Messenger RNA from Plasmopara halstedii, 936 nucleotides. Its product is annotated as gtpase ypt3. NCBI's taxonomy places the organism in Eukaryota, Oomycota, Peronosporomycetes, Peronosporales, Peronosporaceae. The record is from RefSeq and is a predicted model, not a curated record. Gene Ontology annotation, molecular function: GTPase activity; GTP binding. Bases 1 to 936 code for a protein of 311 amino acids. Gene Ontology annotation, cellular component: endosome; Golgi apparatus. The transcript has a single exon.
AUGCGGCAUUCUGAUAUAUCGAGUCCUACCACCAUAAGCUCGACCGCCGCUGAGACGUCAGAGUCGGCCAUGAAUAGUCCGCGAUUUUCAUCGCCAGCUUCAUCACCAACGGCUGAAUCAAUUCUUAAAGUCGUCCUCAUUGGCGACUCUGGUGUGGGAAAGUCGAACCUUGUUAUGCGUUUUACCAAGAAUAAGUACAUGCCGCACAGCUUGCAGACCGUGGGUUUUGAAUUUGCCACCAAAAAUAUUCGAGUUGGGGAUCGCCGACUGAAGGCACAGAUUUGGGACACUGCAGGGCGAGAAAGAUUUCAUUCACUUACUGCUGCUUAUUAUCGAAAUGCGGUUGGCGCUAUGAUAGUCUACGAUAUCACUAAUCGUAGCUCAUUCGAGCAUAUUACCGGAUGGCUAGCUCAGGUGCAUGAACACUCUCACGAAAGUCUCGUGCUCGUACUUGUUGGAAAUAAAUGCGAUCUUGCUCACUUGCCAAAUAGUCGAGAAGUGUCGACGCUUGAAGCUGCGAGAUUUGCAGCGAAGUACUCAAUGGAAUUUCUUGAGACGUCAGCUUUAGACACCACAAAUGUUGUGGAUGCUUUUAAGAAGCUUAUUGUUCCAGUUGGUCGUUUACUAUCGCCAACCAAGCCAAAGAAAAUAGCACGACUUCCGCCUGGAUGGCGACGUGUCUUAUCAAGGACCAGACCAGGUGAACACUCAUAUGAGAAUCAAUACACAAAGGAGCGCAUUUCGUUUGUGCCAAAAGAGCCGGCAAAGCCCUCUCAGCAAAGCUUUCGACCUCCUCCAAGUAAAAACAAAGAUGGACUUCACAGUAAUGUCACGGUAACUCGUGAAAGUCUUCGUAAGCAACAUCAAAAGGCGUAUCUCACACAGAAUCAGACGCCGCAGUGCGGUGUCUGUACAAAUGACUGCACUAUCUUGUAG